Messenger RNA from Zygosaccharomyces rouxii, 822 nucleotides. RefSeq names its product ubiquitin-protein ligase ASR1 (gene ASR1). The transcript has a single exon. The record is from RefSeq and is a predicted model, not a curated record. Lineage: Eukaryota; Fungi; Ascomycota; Saccharomycetes; Saccharomycetales; Saccharomycetaceae. Bases 1 to 822 code for a protein of 273 amino acids.
AUGUCAUUUACAUGUCCAAUUUGCCUGGACGAUGAUAGAACCAACAUCGAAUCUAUUGGCACAUUACAGCCAUGUAAUCACAAAUUCCACAGAGACUGUUUAAGGCGAUGGCAUUUAUACGCUCAUGAUUUGGUGUGCCCCAUAUGUCGAGUUGAAUCUGACAUCCUGCUGGUUAGGCUUAGUGAUGAUCAAAGUAUGGCCCCUAUAAGAGUUGACUUAAAGAAAGGGUUUGACGCUAAGAGGGUUAUGGAGUAUGAACAACAAGAGGAGGAGUUUUUAAGACGGUUUAACGAUGCUCUCAGAAUUGGAAGUCGACAGGAAAGAUUAGUUUUAACACAAUGUAAUAUAUGUGGCGGAUCAGAAGCACAACUGGAUAAAGCUUGCCAUAGUUGUGGAACUCUUUUCCACGAAUCAUGUUUGAGAUCCUUGGCGUGUGAAGUGGGUGAUCCCUCGAGUUGGCAACAAUGUGUAGAGUGCCGGGAUCCGGUGAAUCAAUUUCGUCGAUCUCAUGCUGGUCAUGGCAGUGGUAGUAGCAAUAGACGUUUGCAAAUGCCAGAUGAGAUGACAAGACUGCGAGAAGUUAAGACAAAAAUCCAAGAACAUGUACGACGGGUAUUAAAGGAAUUCUAUCAAGAUAUUGAUCGUGAUAACCCAAGGAUUAAAAUUGACAAAAAACAUUUUACAGAUAUUAACAAGCAAGUGUCAAGAAAACUUUACAGGAUCUCAAAUUAUAGAUAUUUGAGGGGAAUUAUAGAUUACGAUUUGGAAGCACAAAAAGAGGUACGUUUGGAGUUACGUAAAUUGGGAUAUAUUGAUGUAUAA